GUUUGCAGGGCUGGCGAACCGGGCUCUGGAGCGCCGCAGGCUGGCACAGCCUAGGUUAGUGGCUGAGAGCUGAGCCUUAGGCGGCUGCAGCGAUAGCAGCCGGUGCCGGAUGCUCGCCGCCGUUUCUUCGCUUCUCCCCGGCUUGUGUUCGGCUUGCGCAGUGCCCACCCGCCCUGGUCCAGGAGGGACCCGGGCGAUGCUAAUAAUGAGAAGUGCAGCAUCUCAGCCUCAGGGCUUCAGGGGAGAAAGCGGAGCUCUUGCAGGUGAAGCCGCGGUCCCUUCGCGGUCUUCCCGUGGCCGCCUGCGCAUCGAACCCUUGCCAGAUUCCGCCACGCAUCUUUCUCCAGCGCUGCCGAUGCUGGGUGCUCUGGAGAGUGGGGACCACAGCGGGGAGGGCGCUACCCGAACACCGAGGAUGGAUGCCCGCACCUGGCGUCUGGGCUGGCGCUGUCUCCUUCUCCUGGCUCUCCUUGGAUCUACCCGAAGCGAGGGCGUGGAGAGCUGCGAAGAAGUUCGGAAACUUUUCCAGUGGCGGCUUGGGGGAGCUGUCAAGGGGCUGCCGGAGGCGCCGCGGGCAGGACCUGAUCUUCAGGUUUGCCUAUCCAAAAACCCAACGUGCUGUACCAGGAAGAUGGAGGAGAGGUACCAGAUUGCAGCUCGGCAAGAUUUGCAGCAGGUGCUUCAGACAUCCAGCUCAACAUUAAAGUUGCUAAUAUCCCGAAAUGCAGCUGCUUUUCAAGAGACCCUGGAAACCCUCAUCAGACAAGCAGAGAAUUACACCAGUAUCCUUUUCUGCAACACCUACCGGAACAUGGCCUUGGAGGCUGCUGCUUCCAUUCAGGAAUUUUUCACGGAUGUUGGACUCUAUUUAUUUGGUGCGGAUGUUAAUCCCGAGGAAUUUGUAAACAGAUUCUUUGACAGUCUUUUUCCUCUGGUCUACAACCAUCUUAUAAACCCUGGUGUGACUGACAGUUCUCUGCAAUACUCAGAAUGCAUUCGAAUGGCCCGCCAGGAUGUUAGUCCAUUUGGCAACAUUCCUAAAAGAGUCAUGGGGCAGAUGGGGAGGUCGCUGCUGCCCGGCCGCACAUUCCUGCAGGCGCUUAAUCUGGGCAUUGAGGUCAUCAACACCACGGACCACAUACACUUCUCCAAGGAGUGCAGUAGGGCCCUCCUAAAGAUGCAGUACUGUCCUCACUGCCAGAGCCUGAUGCUCAGUAAACCCUGUAUGGGGUACUGUCUCAAUGUCAUCAGGGGCUGCCUGGCCCACAUGACUGAGCUUAAUCCACACUGGCAUGCUUAUAUCCGGUCUCUGGAAGAGUUGUCAGAUGCGAUGCACGGAACCUACGACGUUGAACACGUGCUCCUGAACUUCCACUUGCUUGUUAAUGAUGCCGUGUUGCAGGCUCACCUCAAUGGGCAGAAAUUAUUGGAUCAGGUGAAUACCAUUUGUGGCCAUCCAGUGAGAACACCAACACAGAGCCCACGCUGUACUUUUGACCCAAGCAAAGAGAAACAUGGAAUGAAGAUCUCUGCAAGGAAUGGUGAAGAGACACUUGCCAACAGAAGAAAAGAAUUCAUCAAUAGCCUUAGGCUGCACAGGUCCUUCUAUGGUGGCCUGGCUGACCAGCUUUGUGUUAAUGAAUUGGCUGCCCCUGAAGGAAGGCCCUGCUGGAAUGGGGAGGAAGUAGUCAAAAGCUAUGCUCAGCGUGUGGUUGGGAAUGGAAUCAAAGCCCAGUCUGCAAAUCCUGAAGUCAGAGUCAGAGGGACUGAUCCUGUGAUAAAUCAGAUCAUUGAUAAACUGAAGCAUGUUAUCCAGUUGUUACGGGGUAGAUCACCCAAGCCCAACAAGUGGGAGCUCCUUCAGCCAGGCAGUGGUGGCGGCAUGCUUGAGCAAUCUAGUGGAGAUUGUGAUGAUGAAGAUGGCUGUGGAGGAUCAGGAAGUGGAGAAGUGAAGAGGACCCUGAAGAUCACAAACUGGAUGCCAGACAGCAUGAACUUCAGUGAUGUGAAGCAAGUCCAUCGAGCAGACCGUGGAAGUACUCUGGAUACAACCGGCGCCGGAUGUGCGUCAGGAACUGAGUCUAUGGCACUCCCUCUGCUGGGGACGCUGAUGUUUCUUCCCUGGCUUUGGUAAUGACAUACCUUACUGGAGUCUUGAAUUAUCCCUUAUCUCCUUAUGUCUGGAACAGAAAAACUCUUUUAAAAUAAAUUAGGGAAAGUUGUGUUAUUCUAACUUCUUAGAUGCCAACUGGAAUGUUCACACAGUACCUAUCAGUCAAGAUUCUGAUAGUCUCUUUCAAACUAUGUCUUCUUGGCAUCUAACUUAAAUCUUCUUAAAUUCUAACAUUAAAUCUAAACUGUGAAAACUCAGAAGUGACUAUUAGUAAGAAGGCUUUGGUGUAUCUGUAAUUCUAUAGUCUGCUUAAUCAAACCCUUUCCUUUUAACAUUGUGAAUGUUGACAUUUGAGGGUGUGUUUGUCAAGCACAGAACACAAUAAGUAGUAUUUCUUAAAGAACUGGGAAUAAAAAUAACAUUAAGUCAAAGCACACAAAGGCAAGUAUUAUGCAUGCAUUUUAGGGGAUUCUUUCAUUUUUGCAAGUUAAAUAAAAAGUUACUACAAGUCUGUGAGAUAUAGAGUAGAUUAGCAGGGCGAUUUCACAUAAAUUUAAUGAAGGAGCUUCAUAAUGUUCUACACUAAACCUCCUCUACUGAGCUUAGUAACUUAGGGAUGUCCAUGUGAUGUUCCUUUACAUUUGAAAUGCACUGUAGUAUUAUGGCUCUGUUCCUCUUUUGUGUUUACCUAAAACAACUAGCUAUGUCAGAAAGCACACUUGUUAACUCCAAUAAAGUUGUUGAUUAUUUGAUGAGAAAUGUCAAAG
Messenger RNA from Mus caroli (Ryukyu mouse), 2880 nucleotides. It is a transcript of the gene Gpc5, whose product is annotated as glypican 5. Gene Ontology annotation, biological process: regulation of protein localization to membrane; cell migration; positive regulation of canonical Wnt signaling pathway. NCBI's taxonomy places the organism in Eukaryota, Metazoa, Chordata, Mammalia, Rodentia, Muridae. The record is from RefSeq and is a predicted model, not a curated record. Gene Ontology annotation, cellular component: cell surface; plasma membrane; extracellular region.